GGGAUCUACUGCUGGAGAUCUUCGAGCGAAGGAUUGGCAUGAUGAUCCAGGAAGACCAUCCGGCAAGGCAGAUAUUACCCUUGCACCGCAUCUUUCGUCUUUGAGAUAGAAUGUAUUUCUCCGUUGUCGACACUAUCCAUGUCGGCUCCACCGUAUACUCUCGGAUGGGUGCACAACCUCGAAACCGCGCCUGCAUCAAGUGAUGCGAGAGGUAUCAUUGCGCUUGCCGUUGUGUUCCCUCUCGUGGCAGUCCUCUGUGUUGGGUUCAAAUUCACUAUCCGACUGAGAACGAUCGGCUCAGUCGGAUGGGACGAUGUUGCACUGGCCAUUAGUUGUGGCCUGAACAUAGGAUACAGUGCGACGGCGAUAUAUCAAACGAAAUGGGGUCUGGGACUCAACGCGGCAGACUUUCCUCCUGAGAAUGCAGUUCCCUUCAGCAGGACACAAUUCGCUGGUGGUCCUUUAUACUGCCUGACCGUCCUUGGAUUCAAGCUGUCGCUACUCAUAUCUUACCUUCGAGUGGCUGGAUUCAACCGAACGUAUGCCACGAUCGUUUGGGUUGUUAUCGUCUCAGUCGUGAUCAGUCAAAUCGUAUUCACCAUCUUACUCUCUGCUGGCUGUCGACCAAUCGCAAAGCAGUGGGAUCCGAGCAUUCCAGGAAAGUGCAUCAACGCACUACCAGCUUACUUUGCGCUCGGUGGAACAAGUCUAGGGUGGGACUUGAUUAUCAUCAUCCUUCCUUUCCCAAUCUUGCGGAGGCUCCAGCUUGACUGGCAGAGAAAGGUUGCUCUCCUCGCUGUCUUCAGCUUAGGGUUUUUCGUCACCAUUGUCCAAGCAAUUCGGUUGACGAGCAUUGCAAAGCUCGCAACAUACACAGACUCGAAAGGAUCCAUCCAGUGGUCCGCCGUAGAAAUAAACCUCGGAGUGGUUGUGGCAUGCGUGCCAACCUUUGGACCACUGGUGAAACGCUUUGGUCAAAAGGUCUCACGCGGAUCUCGAUCAAAGGUCUCACGAUUGGCCAAUUCGUCACGACGGAAAACAAACGAAAGCCGCAGCAGACUCCCAGCCGACAUGAGUUGCAGCUGGAAAGGUCCGACGGUAGCUGAGGACGAGAUCGAGCUGUGGACAUCCACCAAUCGCAUUGUCGGAGGUGCGUCACGAAUACAAAGCUCUGCGACAGGAUCGGGGGAUGACGAUGACGGCAAGCAGAGUGCGUCGCAGUCAGUGCACGAACAGCAAAUUCGCGUCCAGCGAGACGUUACGGUUCGGAUGGACGAUGGUGGUAUACAGCAUGUGUAGUACCUUGUAAGAGAUGGCAGUUUCAGCGACGCAAUGUCCGAUCCAGACAGCUAGACGACCAGACUCGUGUGAGGUAGUG
Aureobasidium pullulans EXF-150 is the source of this 1378-nucleotide messenger RNA. RefSeq lists its product as uncharacterized. Bases 139 to 1299 code for a protein of 386 amino acids. The record is from RefSeq and is a predicted model, not a curated record. NCBI's taxonomy places the organism in Eukaryota, Fungi, Ascomycota, Dothideomycetes, Dothideales, Saccotheciaceae. The transcript has 5 exons.